AAAAAGCGCUCGUAAUUAGCAUGUUCCAACUAGUUGUAAAAUUGAUGCUGACUUGGGCGUUUGUGUAAAGCUCUAUAGGUUGCUGCAUCUCAUUGGCAAUAAAAAUACAUAUUGACAAAGAUCAAAUAGGACUAAAGGUUUAUUUACACUGUGCUUGUGAUCAUGCUAAGAGUUGAAGGUAUUGAUUUACGCCAACGUAGACGCGAUUUAAGUGGCGUAUUAUUCAACAACAAUAACAACAAUGCAUGGCCCGAUAUGGACGAUGAGCAGCAGGAAACAACAACGACGCUGACAAAGAUAAAUUUAGACCAACACAUUAACAACAAAACUGUGCCCCAAAUGACGACACAACAGUCCACGGAUGCGGAAAUGCGAGCCUUGUUGCAGGCCAAGCGUACCGGCUUUAAUCGCCGCAGUUUGAGCGAAAGUUCGGCCGAGGAUUUAUGCCGGGAAACACAAAACAGCAGCCAGAAAAAUAUGUGUCGCAGCGAGUUGCCUGUGAAUCCACAAAAGUGUGGAGUACAGCCUGAAGAAGGCAAAGUCAUCGGUGCCCACAAUAGGCAGACAAUCAGCAAUGUAAUCGACAUAAUCGUACGCCUUAUCAUUGUCGUGAUUUUUAUCAAACUGGAGACAACGCCUGCGUUCAAACGUGAAAUACACGCCGAAGAACUUUGGUUGUAUAAAAAUCCACGCCGUCCAGAUAUUGUUACGCCUGCAGAGCUGCUGAUUGGAGUCAUACUAGGACCCUUUUUCCUAACCUGUAUAUUUUAUAUAUUCACUAAGGAUAAGCGAGAUUUUCGCGCUGCCAGUUGGGCAUGGACAUUGGCAUUGUGUAUGAAUGCUGUUCCAACAAGUUUGUUAAAGAUAACCGUGGGAAGGCCACGUCCCGACUUUUAUUAUCGAUGUUUUCCCGAUGGUGUAAUGGUAUUCAAUGAAAAUUCGACCGCCUUGGACAGCACGUUUCUUGAUUUUAAUUGCACUGGUCGUCCAAGCGAUGUCAACGAGGGACGAAAGAGCUUUCCCAGUGGUCAUUCAUCGUUUGCUUUUGCCAGCUUUGGAUUUAUUGCAUAUUAUGUGGGUUCCAAGUUGCACGCAUUUGAUGCCCGAGGCCGUGGCCAGACGUGGCGUUUUAUGAUUUCAAUUACACCGCUUGUUGUGGCCGCCAUGGUGGCAGUCAGUCGAACUUGUGACUAUCAUCAUCAUUGGCAAGAUGUAACGAUUGGCGCUUUAAUUGGAAUAGUCACCGGGUAUAUCUCGUAUAGACAAUACUAUCCUUCAAUAUUUGCGCGCGACUGUCAUCGGCCAUUGGAUCGAUGGCCGGCACGCAAAAGAGUGUUAUACGAGCGAUUGGAGUCAGACUUAGAUGCGACUGGCGAAAGGAGCACUGAACAGCGUCCUUUGCUGGGCAAAGAGCAGACCAAAUGGUACUGAGAUAGUUAAAGUUUUAUGUAUUAACCAAUCGCUUGAUUGUAAAGUAUUGAAUUAUUUCUUCACGAUUAGUCAAAACUGUAUUCCUUAUUGUAAAUACAUAAAAUGUGGGUUAAACGCGCAGCUGCGCUGUGUUGUUGUGGUAGUAAAUUAAUUCUUAAAUACAUAUGUAACGUAGUGGCAUGUAGUGUGUGUAACAGAGGCAAAAGCUUUUACUUUGGCGCAUUAAAAAUUGUCAACAGAAAGAAAACAAAUAAUAUUAAAUGGUUUUAAAAUUUAA
This is a messenger RNA of Scaptodrosophila lebanonensis, 1708 nucleotides long. Its product is annotated as phospholipid phosphatase 5. NCBI's taxonomy places the organism in Eukaryota, Metazoa, Arthropoda, Insecta, Diptera, Drosophilidae. The record is from RefSeq and is a predicted model, not a curated record. Bases 163 to 1431 code for a protein of 422 amino acids. Gene Ontology annotation, molecular function: phosphatidate phosphatase activity. Gene Ontology annotation, biological process: phospholipid metabolic process. The transcript is spliced from 2 exons.